This is a messenger RNA of Bombina bombina (fire-bellied toad), 3088 nucleotides long. RefSeq names its product growth factor receptor bound protein 7 (gene GRB7). Bases 581 to 2428 code for a protein of 615 amino acids. Lineage: Eukaryota; Metazoa; Chordata; Amphibia; Anura; Bombinatoridae. The transcript is spliced from 16 exons. The record is from RefSeq and is a predicted model, not a curated record. Gene Ontology annotation, biological process: signal transduction.
AAAGUGUCUGCAGAGACCAGGACAAAACUGAUGGAAAAGUAGCUGUGUCUGAAUAUCAGAUAAGCUGGCCACGUAUACAGAACUUUAUACUCUAAACACGCACAGUGAGUUUAAUACAAAGUAACGCUGAUAUCAAUUAAAACUAUUCUGCAAAGAGUUUGCAAACUAAACACUAUGCUAAUUUACUUUCAUCCAAUUAAUUUCAAUCAACCUAAAGGACAGCUUAGUCUCUACAUGGGGAGUACAGUUUUUGGACUGCUCUGGACUCUGUCUGUUAUCACUAUGUGUGUGAUUUGUGUCAACAACUGAACCUUCUCGUCACUGCAAAGUCCCAGCCAUGCGCAGGCAGAACAGAGAGAGUGGGAGGGAGAUAGAAAGCUGUCAGUUUUUGGUGGAGAGCUCCUGGAAGCACCUUGCUGAUAAUCAGAUUCAAUACCUGGAAUCUCUAGGACUAAUGUUAUUCUUUGUACUGUUUUAACAAGAUGCUCAAGUUAUGGAAGGAGUAGAUAAAUAGAUCUAAUAACAUUGUGGUUUUCCUAUUGCUAGCACUUGCAGUGUAGGUUAGGGGUCAGAGCACCCCAUGAUUUUGGGGGAGGACAGGAGGACUUCGUGUCCCACAGGACGGCAGAGGAACAGAAGGCUACACUGGAAAUAUGUAUUUGAAGGAAUAUUCUGCUGCUGCCUGAAGAAGAGAAAUGCCAAACAGAUGGGUCAAAAUGAGAAGAGAGUACGAGAACUCCUUAUUGAGAACAAGGAGAAUGGUAGGGGAAGAAUAAAUUGUGAACCAAUGGACUGUCUUGGUAAUGAAGAUAGUGCAGAAGAAGGGGGUGAAAUGGAUUUGGAGGCCCUAGAAAGCAGCCAUAGUCCAGCUCCAGAUAACCUGUAUGAGCGGGAAGGUUGUCUGACCAGAAGCCCCCAUCCACAGAAAGGACACAGUGACAAAGCUGAACUCUCUGCACUAGAGGUAAAGAGGUCACAGCCACUGCUGAUACAAGGUGGUAGAUGGGGGAGAUUACGAGAUGAAGAGUCCAGAUCAGCUUCCCUCCCUGACAUCCCAAACCCAUUUCCAGAGCUUUGCAGUUCCUCUCCAAUCCUGAGCAACACGCCAAGUGGCCGAUCCCCACAGGAAGGCGGCCCCCAUGUGGUGAAGGUAUACAGUGAGGAUGGUACGUGUCGAUCCCUGGAGGUGACAGCAGGUGCCACAACGCGGCAUGUGUGUGAUAUGCUAGUGGAGAGGGCGCACUGUCUGAGUGAUGAGAGCUGGUCCAUAGUAGAGCUGCAUCCGCAUCUGGGACUAGAGCGAUGCCUGGAAGAUCACGAGUCUGUGGUGGAGGUUCAAGCCAUGUGGCCAGCAGGGGGCGACAGCAAGUUUAUUUUCCGCAAGAACUUCGCCAAGUAUGAACUGUUUAGGGGAUCUCCUUAUGCUUUGUUUCCGGAGGACAUGAUUGGAGGAAACCAAGAAAAGCACAAAGGCCUCUCACAUUCAGAUCUCAUACAGAAUUUUCUUAACUCAGGUAGUUGGCCGGAGAUCCAAGGCUACUUGCACAUGAAGGAAAGUGGACGUAAGGUCUGGAAGCGAUUUUUCUUCUACCUUCGUCGCUCAGGUCUCUAUUACUCUUCCAAGGGGACCUCCAAGGAUCCCCGUCACCUGCAGUAUUUUGCUGAUGUAAAUGAAUCCAAUGUCUACUGUCUGACUCAAGGCAAAAAACUCUACAGUGCCCCCACAGAAUUUGGAUUCUGUUUAAAGCCGCACAAAAUGAGAAAUGGCACUAAAGGUCUGAAAAUUCUGUGCAGUGAGGAUGAGCAGACGCGCACUUGCUGGCUAACUGCAAUCCGCCUCUUUAAAUAUGGUGCUCAGCUCUAUAAAAAUUACCAGUUGUCAAGGCGAAGCCCCCAAUCCUGGGUGGGGUCCACAAAGCAACGCAGCUCAUCUGAAAGCACACUGGUACCCAUGGAUUUUUCAGGGUGCACAGGGAGGGUAAUAGAGAACCCUCUUGAAGCUCUUUCUGUGGCUAUUGAAGAAGCUCAGUCAUGGAGGAAAAAAACAGCUCAUCGUUACAGCUUGCCUAACCCUUGUCAGACCACAAUGAGCAGUGCAGAUAUACACAGAACUCAAGCGUGGUAUCAUGGGCGACUGUCUAGGGAUGAGACUCAACGCCUCAUAAUGCAGCACGGAAUGGUGGAUGGAGUUUUCCUGGUGAGAGAAAGCACAAGGAAUCCCAAAGGGUUUGUCCUGUCUUUGUGCCACUUACAGAAGAUCAAACACUACCUCAUCUUACCGUGUGAGGAAGAAGGCAAACCUUACUACUCCAUGGAUGAUGGGCAAACCAAGUUCACUGAUCUAAUUCAACUUGUUGAGUUCCACCAAAUUAAUAGGGGUAUUUUGCCAUGUACCCUGAAACACUGCUGCACCUCCGUGGCGCUGUGAUUGGGUCUCAGCUGCCGCGAUUGACUCUUUUAGACCUGGCUUAUGAAAUCACUAGACUACCAGGUUUUAUUACGCCUUUUCGCCAUUUUCCUUAACUUCUGUCUGCACAGUGAAAAGGAAAAAGUAUUGUAAAUGGUUAAGCCAUAAUGGUUUCAUUCAAACUAGCUCCCAGGCUAGUGACCCAGCUAAAAUGAACCAAAGCCUCUUCAAAAUGGUGGAAUUUUGCCUACCAAGGACUGAGAUUUCAGGAAGCGAUAUGAAUAAGCUACAAUCUUUCAUUUCUCUGUGACGGUAUGAACAUCUCAAAAUACUGUAAAUCAGCCAAGUAAAGUGACAUUUUUGGUGGUUAGAUUCCAUUGAACGACAAAUGUUCCUAAAUUUUCUAAUGCCCACUGGAAGAUGACAGUUGGGUACCAUGUCCGGAAAAGGAAGGGGGUAAUGGCGCAUCUGUUGCGAUGAGCACUGUAUUGUAAAUAUAUAUACAAGGCCAGUUCACUGUCACAUUUUAUAUGAUAAAUCUAACUAUAUAUUUUUGUCAUUCAUUUUCUCUUAUUUUUGUACAAAAUACUUUGAACAUAAUCUGUUUAUGAAGAGAACAUUUUAUUUAUAUGUACCGGAAAAUGUCACAAUAAUAAUAAUAAAAAAAACUCACUACCAAAA